This is a messenger RNA of Cheilinus undulatus (humphead wrasse), 2131 nucleotides long. RefSeq names its product H6 family homeobox 1 (gene hmx1). The transcript has 3 exons. Gene Ontology annotation, biological process: regulation of transcription by RNA polymerase II; negative regulation of DNA-templated transcription. Gene Ontology annotation, cellular component: nucleus. Bases 169 to 999 code for a protein of 276 amino acids. NCBI's taxonomy places the organism in Eukaryota, Metazoa, Chordata, Actinopteri, Labriformes, Labridae. The record is from RefSeq and is a predicted model, not a curated record. Gene Ontology annotation, molecular function: RNA polymerase II transcription regulatory region sequence-specific DNA binding; DNA-binding transcription factor activity, RNA polymerase II-specific.
CACGCGCAGUUGAGGCUCGAGCUCUCCUCGCUCGCAUGGAUCACGUCGGGAUGGUUUACGUGGAGCGGCUGACUCUCCUGGCUAAUUCUCGGGAAUAAUCUCACAACACUGGGACCUUGGAUAUCCUUUUUAUAUUAUUAUUAAGGCUGAAGAGCGGGAAACGUCGUAAUGCUGGACGAUAAAGCGCCGAGGUCGAGGCUGGGUCCUCCAUCGAGAGGUUCGUCUUUUUACAUCGAGAACCUGCUGGGGACUACACUGAGAGGGGCUGCAGCGGAGGAGCGGGUGGAAACCCCGAGUCUCGGAGUUUCACACAGUCCUGCGGGGUGUCCGGGGGUGGAAACUAAACGUGUGGAGGAUAGGGAAGUGCUGAAGUGGAGAGGGGCAUCGCCGAAUUCAAGCAGUCCAGACAGCGCAGCGCACUCGAGCGACCGGGACUCCCCUCCUCCAGCAGGGCGCGCGGAGGAGCACGAAGAGCCGGAGGAGGAGAAGGGGGACGAGAGUCUGACAGAUGACAGGGAGGAGGAGGACGCGCGCUCCUCCUGCUUCUCCAGAGAGGACAGCUGUGAUACAGGCGAUAUCAAAGUAGCCCGCAAGAAGAAAACCCGCACUGUGUUCAGUCGCAGUCAGGUCUUCCAGCUGGAGUCCACCUUCGACCUUAAACGCUACCUGAGCAGCUCAGAGCGAGCCGGCCUUGCCGCCACACUGCAGCUCACCGAGACCCAAGUCAAGAUCUGGUUCCAGAACCGCAGGAACAAGUGGAAGCGCCAGAUCGCUGCCGACAUGGAGGCCAGCAGCGCCAUCACAGCCGCCGCGGCGUCUAUCCCCUACGCCGCCCAGAGGGUGGUCAGAGUUCCCGUGUUGUACCGCGAGAACGUCUCCGCCCCCGUGACGCCACCCAUGGUUGGCUUUUCUAGCUCUAUCAGCUACCCAUUGACUUCACCGUUCACCCACCCGGUGUCGUUCAUAACGCCGCAGAUGAGCGGGCUUGUCGGACUUUAGAGAGACUCUUUUUACACAAAUCAAACUGUGAUGCUGCAAAAUGUUUUAUAGCUCAGUUUCAGAUGGUGUUAAGUUGGAAAACAAUGAAGUCAAUUCACCGAGUGUUUGGUUCUUUUCACUCAGAUUUAGAUUUAAGUGGAUCAGUCAACUCGUGGGACAGAAUGACCCCCGAGCAGCUGCUUUUGAAUCCUAUGAAUACAAACAUUUAUUUCCAUUAUAACAUGUUUUCCACUAUUUAACUUACCCACAAUGCUACUCUGACGCCUAAACUGAGGACAUUUAACUCAAGGCCAAAUACGUUGCAAACAUAGUUCUAUUUUGUGAUGAUUUUUUUUCCACUGAAUUUGUAAGAAUGAUUCACACCUAUGGGAUCAAAUAAGGUCAGAAAGAUUUGAGGCUAUAGUGGAAUUAGCCAGCAGCUCUUUGGUAAAGCUGGGGUAAAAGUGUGAGAAAUUUACAGAUUGCAAAGCAAAAUGAUAAAUAUACAGUCUGAUUCCAUAUCAGACUAUGAUGACCUCAUUUUUACAGCCAAAAUUUGCACACUGAAAUUUUUUAUUUACUUUUUCAUACUAUUUUAAUGUAAUGGUUAAUUCAUAAAAACGAAUAUUGUCCACACUCUAAAAUCUCUUGCUACAAAAACCCAAAGGGGGCAUUUGUUUUUACUCCAUUUCCCAACAAAAGUGUGAGUUGAACUUGCCUUCAGCUUAUCUCAUUUUAUCAUAUUGGCAACACUUUUUUUUCCUGUGACAAUGAUUCACUUUUUUGUGAGAUCUCAAAGACUCAUUUUCACAGUAAAACCAGUAGUUAUCCUAAAUUACAAUAAAUAAACCUUGUUCAUGAGAAAAUUACAAAUAUUUACUUGCCUUAAUGAGAUUUUUUUUUAAUGUAUGCAUGCCCGCUUAGGGCCUCCAUACUUUGCUGACUUCACAUUCAAAAACUCACUAUUCCCAACACUUUAAAUCUUUCUGACCCCUAUUUGACCCCAUACACUAAUUACAUGGGAGUGAAACGCACUGUAUUCUCAAAGCGGUCUACGAAAUGUGAACACUUGAUCUUUUUUUUUUAAAUAAAACUUUGGUGCUUGUGACUUUUGACCUUUUCAAUAGCUGUGAGCAUGAGUAUUUUAUUAGCA